Molecule: messenger RNA, 504 nt
Organism: Nyctereutes procyonoides (raccoon dog)
Lineage: Eukaryota; Metazoa; Chordata; Mammalia; Carnivora; Canidae
Gene: FERD3L
Product: Fer3 like bHLH transcription factor
Exons: 1
Coding region: 1-504 (167 amino acids)
Biological process (GO): developmental process; regulation of transcription by RNA polymerase II
Molecular function (GO): RNA polymerase II transcription regulatory region sequence-specific DNA binding; protein dimerization activity; DNA-binding transcription factor activity, RNA polymerase II-specific
Source: RefSeq, a predicted model, not a curated record
AUGGCCUAUCCGGAGGGCGGCGUGGACGCCACCGUGCUGGACUUCGUCGCAGACCUGUCCCUGGACUCCCCCGGGCACCCGCUCCUCUGCGACUUCGCACCCGGGGCUCCCUUUGGGGACCGGGACCUUGUGCCCCGAGAGGGAAGGCGCGGAAGGCUGGCAGGCUUUGAGGAGGUGGACCCAGGAGAGGAGGGCGAAGUAGAGGAGGGGGGGGAAGAGGAGGAGGAGGAGGAGGAGGAAGAGGAGCGCGGGAGGGGCGCCUCCCCGCUGGGCCGUCCCAAGAGGAAAAGGGUGAUCACCUAUGCCCAGCGCCAGGCGGCCAACAUCCGCGAGAGGAAGCGGAUGUUCAACCUCAACGAGGCCUUCGACCAGCUGCGACGGAAGGUGCCCACCUUUGCUUACGAGAAGAGGCUGUCCCGGAUCGAGACCCUACGCCUGGCCAUCGUCUACAUUUCCUUCAUGACCGAGCUCCUGGAGAGCUGCGAAAAGAAAGAAACCGGCUGA